GUAGCGGAAAAAUGAGCGAAAUAAAUUCGAUAAAGUUAGAUGGUUUUAGAUCGUCUAUUGGAUUUUUAAUCCUAUUUGUAAUUAAUCGCUGUAACAAUAAAAUCAACAUGGAUCUGACAAGAGUUCCGAACGAGCGGAAGUUAUACCUUUGCAAAUGGUAUUUCAAAGUCGGAUUCGCGUUGCUACCGUUUGUGUGGGCAAUCAAUACCUGUUGGUUCUUUAGUGAGGCAUUCCGGAAGCCAGCCUACGACGAACAAAAGGAAAUAAAGAAAUAUGUGAUAUUCUCCGGCAUCGGAUCUCUUAUUUGGCUGGUGGUAAUCGCCUCGUGGGUUGCUACGUUCCAACUGAAACGUACCGAUUGGGGUGACUUCGCAGACAGCAUAAGCUUCAUCAUUCCACUGGGAAAAGCCUAAGGGUUUAUUCCCUGAACAUAAUUGUUUUCUUCUAAAUGUAGCCACUACACCCAGAGACGCGUCACCCAGUGACUAAAAAGAAAUUUCCUUCUAAUCAGUAAUGCCGUUUUGAGUUGACUCCGAAACUGAUUCAGGUUUCAACCUAAACCGCUCAGUUCAUAAAUUUAGACAUCAGUUAGGGUGGGAGCCUGGUUCAGUUUCCCUUUGGCUAAAAAGAGCCAAUUGACGUGAAUAGGGACCCUAAUUCCAUUGCCUAGCCUAAAGCAAGAAGCGUAAUAAUUGUCAAUCGUACUGAACUCUGUAACGUCAGUUUGGUUAGGGUCAAUGGGUACUGAAUAGACAUGUACAGGAAUUACGUUAGGGAUAAAAAUCAUCUCAUACUUAUUGUAAAUGCUUUCGACAACUUUUAAAAUAUCAAUAAAAUUCAACAUCCACUACAAGUA
This is a messenger RNA of Topomyia yanbarensis, 856 nucleotides long. RefSeq names its product gamma-secretase subunit pen-2 (gene pen-2). Bases 12 to 413 code for a protein of 133 amino acids. Gene Ontology annotation, biological process: Notch receptor processing. Gene Ontology annotation, cellular component: gamma-secretase complex. The record is from RefSeq and is a predicted model, not a curated record. The transcript is spliced from 5 exons. Lineage: Eukaryota; Metazoa; Arthropoda; Insecta; Diptera; Culicidae.